This is a messenger RNA of Octopus sinensis (East Asian common octopus), 3786 nucleotides long. RefSeq names its product cationic amino acid transporter 3-like. Bases 761 to 2836 code for a protein of 691 amino acids. Lineage: Eukaryota; Metazoa; Mollusca; Cephalopoda; Octopoda; Octopodidae. The record is from RefSeq and is a predicted model, not a curated record. The transcript has 7 exons. Gene Ontology annotation, molecular function: amino acid transmembrane transporter activity. Gene Ontology annotation, biological process: amino acid transport; transmembrane transport. Gene Ontology annotation, cellular component: plasma membrane.
AUAUAUGUAUGAUUGUGAACAGAAGGCCAGCAAAAAUGCAUAAAUCGAAAUGAGAGACAGUAUGCACGGACGGAGAGCGCAGGAGCAGCGGCAAUAGCAACAAAAACAACAAAAAUCUAAAAUUGACAAGUGAUAAAUUAUAGAUUUAGUGAUUAAACAACAACAACAACACUUCAUAAAAAACAUGAUUUCUACUAACAACAAUAAUUGCUACUACACUUGAGAGCUUAUUAUGUAUAGAAAAAAUAAUAUUUUAUUACAAUAUCAUAAGAAAGUAUUUCGAGAGAUUUAAUAGAUGUGAAAGCAUCGAAAAUACGAACAAAAUCCAAAACCACCACUGCUACUACCACUUCCACUUUCUCUACUACUACUACUACUACUACUACUACUACUACUACUAAGCAGCUUCCUGCAGCAGCAAUAACAACAACAAUAGCUAUAACAAUAUAUGAAUAAGCACAAGAUGAAAAGUAGCGAAACCAGCAACAUCAACACGAACCGAAACGGCUAGAUGAGCAAUAACAACAAGAGUGCAGCAGUAACCACAGCGCCGUGCGUGGUAAUUGAAUUGAAUAUUAUCAGUUAUCAAGGCAAUAAAUACAAACCUAAUAAUAAUAAUAAUAACAUCAACACUAACGACAAAAGUACGGCAAAACAUUCAAAGGCAUUCGCGCCGACUCGAAGAUAACAAUAAAACAAGAACAACAACAACGAUUAAGUGAUAGAAGGAAGGAGUAAAUCGGGCACAUUGACUUUUAGGAUGAGGCUGUGGCGCUAUCUUUGGAAUGGAAUCACACGAUCAAAAACUGUGGACACUUCUACGAUUUACGAAACACACCUUAAACGGUCACUUAACGUUGUUGACCUUUUAGGUCUAGGUGUUGGCAGCACUCUUGGAAUUGGUGUUUAUGUUAUUAUUUGUCACGUGGCACAUCAUCAAGCUGGACCUUCCGUGGUGAUAUCUGUACUCAUAGCUGGCGUUGCAGCUCUUCUAUCCGGUUUGUGCUACAGUGAGUUUUCGGCACGACUGCCACGGGCUGGAGCGGCAUAUUUCUAUAGUUAUGUAACAGUUGGUGAACUUUGUGGCUUCGUUGUAGGAUGGAACAUUUUGUUGGAUUACAUGAUUGCUGCCGCCGCUGGAGGAAAGGUAUGGGGACAAUACCUGGAUAAUAUACUUAACAACACGAUUCAAAGAUAUCUUGACCAGAGACUAGGAUGGUCCCCUGGACCCGGGAUGGACACGCAUCCGGAUGUCAUGGCAUUGUCUAUAGUGCUGAUAGCAACAUUUGUAACAAUGAUCGGAGCAAAGGUUACAUCUGUUGUCAGCUGUGUCUGUAGUCUGCUCAAUGUAGUUGUGGUGGCCUGCAUUAUUUGCGUUGGAUUUUUUCACGUUAAUAGUCAGAAUUGGACUGCGCAUCCUGGAUUCUUCCCUGAAGGAAUAACUGGGAUUCUAGCUGGUGCAGCGACUUUAUUCGUCGCAUUUCUUGGAUUUGAUGCUGUAGCAACUACCAGUGAAGAAUGCAAAGAUCCCAGCAGAGUGGUGCCAGUCAGUAUUGUGACAACACUCAUCAUUUGCUUCGUAUUAUAUUUCGGUGUAGCCAUGGCUAUCACUCUUGCCUACCCUUGGUAUCAGCUACAAGAUCGCGCUGCUUUACCAAAGGCUUACGAAGCCCGGCAGAUAUUUGGUUCGAACUACGUUAUAGGAAUCGGUGGUAUGUUAGGCCUGUCUGCUGCUUUGUUCGGAUGCCUUUAUUCAAUAUCACGGAUAAUAUAUUCUAUGGCAGAUGACCAUAUAUUAUUCAAAUGUUUAUCAUUUGUAACUAAACUAACUAGAUCACCGGCCAUUGCAGUUUUCAUGGGGGGUCUAACCUCAGGAACAAUUGCAAUGGUUUUCAAGCUUGAAACUUUAAUCGACACGAUGGCUAUUGGAACACUGGCUGCCUACACCGUGGUUAGCAUCUCUGUCCUUUGCCUUCGGUACGAUUCUGAAAUUGUUGGACUGUAUAAAGAAUAUGAAGAUAUAAGUGACAUCAGAACAUUGCGCAUGGCAUCUACAGAUUUUAUUAAUAACACUGGAUAUAGAACUUACAAAAACUAUCGUCUAAAUAGACAUGAUCCACAUUUUUAUUCAAGCAUUGAUUCAUUUACAAAACAAGGAGAUUCUAAUUCAUAUAUUAACAAUGUUCAUCAACAGAAUGUAGAAGCUAAAGAGACAUUUGCAACACAAAAAUCCAAAUCGGUUAUCUGCACUGAAUUACAAGACACAUCUCCCAUGAUAUCCGUCAGUGGAAGUAACCACAGCACCACGUACCAACGGAUAUCGAGUAUCGUAAGCGGAAGCAGCUUCGGAAGCUUAUUUCAAUUUUCCAAUGACUGUUGUGAACCGAGCGAAAGGUCUUGGCGUAAAUUCAGUAUUUCAUUGAUUGUCUACAUAAUAUCAUCUGUAGUUCUAUGUGUGUUGACAAUUCAUGGACGUCACUAUGUCUACGCUCAAAGUUGGUGGGCAAUCAUCAUAUUGGCUGCAUCUCUCUUCACCAUGAUAACGUGCCUUGUGGUAAUCGCACGGCAACCAAAGAAUAAAAUCAAUCUGCUUGCAACAACUCCCUAUGUUCCUGUAGUUCCCCUCGCAUCUUUCACACUCAAUGCUUAUCUAAUAACGUCCUUACCACAAUCUGCUUGGUUACGGUUUGCUGUUUGGCUGGCCAUAGGUCUUUUAGUAUAUUUUGGCUAUGGCAUUCAUAAAAGUAAAGAAAGAGACCUGGAAGAUCAAGAAGUUAUUCUAUACGAAAUACCUGCCUCUGAUAGCGUCACAGAAAAUUUAACAACGUCAUAUUGAUUCCUGUAUAUUAAUUAUAUUAAAAAAGACGUUUGAAAAACAAUGUUGUCAACUAAAAAUUCUUUUACUCAUUAAAUAAAAAAUAUAGAAAGAAACGCAUAAAGGAAUACAUGCAAACUUAUACAUAGAAGCAUAUAAUCGCAGGCACACACAUACAUACAUGCAUUCAACUACAUUCUAUUUGUAUAUACGGGUGUAUAUAACUGGAUAAGCGGAGAGCAAUUUCGUUUAUUACGCUAAAACGAAAUAGAGAUAAUGCCACUGACAAAUCUAUACAUAUAAAACAAUUGAUACAAAUAUAUAUAUAUAUAUAUAUUAUAUAUAUAUAUAUAUAUAUAUAAUAUAUAUAUAUAUACACACACAAAAGAUACAUGUAAAUAUGCAUAUGCAGGUUUGUGUAUAUACACUCUUCUAUACUUAUACAUUUCCAAAUGCCAGUCUUUCUGUGAAUUUGUUUUCUCGCUGCUCACUCACGUGGUGUCUCUUUCAUACACACUCAAGCGCGCACAUGCAUGUUCAUAUACAUACGUACAUAUUGUUUAUUUCCAUAAAAGAAUUCAAGAAACAAUCCAAUGGAAAUUAAUAAACUAUUGCAGGUGUGUGUUAAAAUGUUGGCUCUGACGAGACUCUCACGAUUCUUCUGUGAAACUUUUAUAACGUAAAGAUUCACUUUUAUAUGUAUGUAGGAGUGCUGGCUGGUGCAUGUGUAUGUGUGUGUGUGUGUGUGUCCGUGUGUGAUACUUUAAGAUUUAUUAUACAGGGUAAUGGUUAAUUUUAAGACAUUUGUUAACUAAGGGUUACUAAAAUGGGAGAAUAGGAGUAACUUCGGUGUUUUUUGGCAUCUGACAGCGUACAAGAAAGCAGAAUAUUAUUGAAAUAUAUAAAAAAAAGUUUACGAAAAGGUUUGUCAAGGUCAUUGAACUGGAAUAGUCAUUAGAGAACGUAAGAGA